Macrosteles quadrilineatus (aster leafhopper) is the source of this 12139-nucleotide messenger RNA. It is a transcript of the gene kl-2, whose product is annotated as dynein axonemal heavy chain 2. The transcript is spliced from 74 exons. Gene Ontology annotation, cellular component: dynein complex. The coding region runs from base 128 to 12058 and encodes 3976 amino acids. Gene Ontology annotation, biological process: microtubule-based movement. Lineage: Eukaryota; Metazoa; Arthropoda; Insecta; Hemiptera; Cicadellidae. The record is from RefSeq and is a predicted model, not a curated record. Gene Ontology annotation, molecular function: dynein intermediate chain binding; minus-end-directed microtubule motor activity; dynein light intermediate chain binding.
AGCAGUUUGCGACGCUAUUGAAUCAAAGUUCAAAUCCAGUUUGCAGAAAAUAGAGAAUGACCAAGACUCUAUUUUUGACGUAAACUCGUCAAAUUGGUAUGAGAGUAUCUUGCAAUUCCGAAGAGAAAUGAAAGAGUUGGAAGUGAUGGUAGAAAAUCUCCUGGCAGAAGUGUUUGAGACUAUUACCAGCGUUACAGAAGGUAUUGACGUGCUGCAGAAUAUGUAUCAGUACUCAAAACGCAAAGAUCUUGCCACCGAGUUUGAAAAGAGAACGAUCAAGGUGUUCAAGCUGUUUGCCACCGAGAUACAAGAAACGCGCAAGGAACUGGUGGAAGAUAAGCGUCAACAUCCAAUGGGCCUGCCGAGGUACGCUGGCCGAGCACUCACGGCCGUCCUCAAGAAGAAACGACUCAAGUCCAUCAUGAGAACGGUCAAUGAAGCACAGUGGCUCAAAUAUUGCCAGAUCGAGGAAGAUGUAAGGAACCAAUAUAAGAAACUGAUGGCUUCUCUAAAGGAAACUGUCCUCUCCCACCACAGACGCUGGAUGAGUUUCACUUCUCCCAACAUAUCUCGCAGAUUCAUGAGAUCGCUUCUCACCUGGUCCACCAAACGUCCAGGACUGCUGGAAGUCAAUAUUGACAGGAAACUACUGAAGACUCUUGAGGAAGCCAAGUUGUGGAUUCAAAUGGAAUUUCGUGUUCCUGCUCAUGUAGACAUGGUUUUGGAGAAACACAACGAACUUCUGCUGCUCUACAGGAGUGUGGAGGCUGUGAUGAUGGACUACAAUAGGAUCAUAUCUGCGCUGUCAGACCAAGAGAGAAUGCUGUUCCGGGAGCUGAUCAAAGAGUGCAAUCGCAAGAUAAUCCCCGGCAUCACCAAGCUCACCUGGAACACUGACAUGGCCGAUGUUUACGUUUCCGAGUGCUGUGUCCACCUCGAGUUUCUACAGAAGUUUGUGGACGACUACAAAAGCUGCAACGUAGAAGUGGUCAAGCUGUGUGAGAAGAUCUGUGAUACUCCUCUCAUCAACAUCCCACUCCACGACCCGUUCAUGCUGAAGGAACUGGUGCGUGUCAUGGCCGACUAUAGACAUUCGGCUACCAGGCAGCUGGUCGAUUAUUACAACGAGAUUUUCAAGUACUUAGUUGUCGUUUACGAGGGGUUUGAGUCUUACAUGGGGUCAAUGAAGACACACUGGCUGCUGUAUGUGGAGAAGAUGGACACACUGGUCGAAGAGGCGUUCCGUUUGUGUGUGAAACACUCGUUAAAGAGGUUGCUGGAACAUCUGAUGGGAGACGGGUCUACUGGGCCGACGCCUUUGGUGGUGGUGUCCACGUUCCUCAAGAAUAAUAAGAUUGUAUUCAGCCCCACAUUGGAGCAGAUCUUUGCCAUGAGCAAGAACAUCUUGCCUGAACUGAUGGUGUGUUUGAAGCCUUUCCCCAGACUGAUUGACAAGUUCCAUCUACACCAGCGUAACAAGAAGAUCCCCUAUGCUGUGGUCAUUGACACUGACUAUGAGUGUCGCAAACUGCAAUCAGACAUUGAAAAAGAGGUAGAGGUUGCCAUGAGUGAAUUGAGACAAUAUCUGAAGCAGUGGGAUCCUCUGAGAGAAAUAUGGGAGACUGAUAGAGACAUGUUCAUGGCUAGAUACGAGAAAGCCAAACCUAGCCCUGAGGCCUUCAACAACGACAUUGGCAAGUAUGAGGAAUUUUCAGUAAAGAUAAGCCAGAUGGAUACGGAGACAAACGCUCGCUUCUUUGUAAUCAACUCGCAGUUUCUGAAGGACGACGUGACGGGACAUUGCGACCAAUGGCAGACAAGGCUGUGUGAACUGCUGUUCAACAUCGUGUGUGACCAGAUAGAGACCUUCUACAAGUACACAAUUGAGAACAGCAAAGAGGUGAUGAUUCCUCCCAAGACGUUGCAUGAGAUGGUGGAGUACACAGCUCGUCACAGACAGAUGAAGGCAGAAGUGCCUGACAAGGAGGCAGAGUUCCCUCAACUGAAGGAGGCUAUGUUUGUGGUAUGGCAAUACAUUGGAGACGCAGCCCCUCCUGUCAUGCAAUACAGGUACGAUGGAAUAUCUGACCAGUGGAAGAAGUACUUGAAGACAUUAGAGGAGGCUGAGGAAAUGCUGAACAUCAGUCAAGAUAAUUUUCGUAUCGGCCUGAUAGACGAUGCAGAAAAUUUCAAAACACAAGCUGCAGAACUGAAUGAAAAGUUCCUUCUGCAUGGACCGUUCACUUCAGACUUUGACGCUAAAGGUGCGCUCUCUAUGUUGUCCGGGAUCAAAGCUCAGCUGGAAGAGAUGAAGAAGAAGCAGGAACAGCUGACAGCUGACUUGGGCGUGUUCAACAUAUCCUUGCCACCGAACGACGACCUGAGAAAGUUGGAGAACAACUUGCAACUGUUGACAAACGUUUGGGAACUGACUGAUGAGUGGGACACAGCGUGGGCGAGCUACAAGACCGGAGUAUUCUGGGACAUCAAGGUGGAGGAUAUGGAAAUAACAGCUCAAACACUCUACAAAAGAUUUACCAACUUGGUGAAGGAGUUGAGAGAGAAAAACUGGGAGAUUGUGGAGCAUUCACGGAGACGAGUUGACGCUUUCCGGCGAGUGCUUCCCCUCAUCACCGACCUGAAGAACCCGGCAAUGAGACCUAGACACUGGGACAGGGUGAGGGCUGCGAUGGGCCGGGAGUUUGAUGAGAACUCGGCAGAGUUUACACUGGAGCUCAUCAUAGAUAUAAAGAUGCAAGACUUUGCUGAUGCCAUUAGAGAGAUUUCAGUUGCUGCCUCGGCAGAGUUGAAUAUUGAAAAUGGACUAAAAGGUAUCAGAGAAACGUGGGAGAAGAUGCCUCUGGACAUGGUUGCUCACAAGGACAGAGGAGUUUACCGGCUCAAGGCUGUGGACGAUCUGUUACAAACUCUGGAGGAAAACCAGGUCCUGCUAAGUGCUAUGAAGUCAACAAGAUAUGUUCAGCCCUUCAUACAGGAGGUGGACUAUUGGGAAAGAACUCUGUCAAUUAUCAUGGAAGUGCUGGAGGGAAUACUUACAGUUCAGAGACAAUAUCUGUACUUAGAGAAUAUAUUUACCGGUGAAGACAUCCGAAAGCAGAUGCCGUUUGAAACCAGCGAGUUUGACUUGUUGACAUCAGAAUGGAUUACCAUCACCAACGCAAUGGCUGCUGAUGGCAAAGCUCUCACGGCUGCGGCUAAACCAAAAUUAUUGGAUGUUGUCAACAAAAUGAACGACAAGAUGGAGAACAUUCAGCGAGCGCUUGAACAAUAUUUGGAGACCAAGAGACAUUUGUUUCCUCGGUUUUACUUUAUUUCCAACGAUGACCUUCUGGAAAUUCUUGGAAACUCGAGAAAACCAGAGAUGGUGCAGCCUCAUUUCAAGAAACUUUUUGACAACAUCAACAAAAUCAUCAUGAAUAAGAGUGCUCAAGGCAAGAUAGAAGGUCUAGCCAUGCAGUCAGCUGAUGGGGAAGUGGUGGACUUUACCACCCCUGUCUGUCUUGAGGGGGCUGUAGAACUUUGGCUUUGUGCUAUUGAGGAGGCGAUGAGGUUGUCGCUCCGGUCGUUGUUGAAAACCGUCCGUCUUUCACUCAAGAAGAACCUGAAUGACAGAGACAAGUGGAUCAAGGAGUGGUGCGGCCAACUGUGCAUCACUGCCAGCCAGAUUCAGUGGACAUCGGACUGUACUCGUACGCUACGUGUUUGUAAGGCCAUGGAGAAUAAAUCUGCUCUGAAGAAACUCAAGAAAAAACAGAAUGCGAUUCUAGCAAAGUUCUCAGAUGCAGUGAGGAGCAACUUGACCAAGAUUCAACGGCUCAAAGUCAAUGCUUUGGUCACUAUCGAAAUACAUGCAAGAGAUGUCAUUGAGAGCAUGUAUAAAAAGAAUUGCACAGACGUGUCCGCCUUUGAGUGGAUGUCACAGUUGAGGUUUUACUGGCACCAGGACAUCGAUGAUUGCAUUGUCAGACAGACCAACACGUCGUUUGUCUACGGCUAUGAAUAUCUGGGCAACUCCGGUAGACUUGUUAUCACUCCUCUCACUGAUAGGUGUUACAUAACACUGACUACAGCACUGAGCCUGUACAGAGGGGGCAGUCCCAAGGGCCCUGCAGGUACAGGCAAGACGGAAACUGUGAAGGACCUUGGCAAGGCUCUAGCUUACUACGUCAUCGUCAUCAACUGCUCGGAGGGUCUUGACUACAAGAGCAUGGGCCGCAACUUCUCAGGUUUCGCACAGACGGGGGCUUGGGGAUGUUUUGACGAGUUCAACCGGAUCAACAUUGAAGUGCUGUCAGUCGUCGCACAGCAGAUAUUGUCAAUUUUGUCAGCUUUGCAGCAGGGACUGAAGAAAUUCCCUUUUAUGGGAACCCUUAUAAACUUGGUGCCUACCUGUGGAAUCUUCAUUACCAUGAAUCCAGGUUACGCUGGAAGAACAGAGCUGCCUGACAACUUGAAGUCCAUGUUUCGGCCGAUAUCUAUGAUGGUCCCAGACAGCAUGCUGAUUGCCGACAUUCUACUGUUUGGGGAAGGCUUUAGGGACACACGCAACUUGGCUAAGAAGGUGUAUACUCUGUUCUCAUUGGCUCGUCAACAGUUGAGUAAGCAGGAUCACUAUGACUUUGGUCUGCGAGGUAUGGUGGCGCUGCUGAGAUACGCUGGAAGAAAGCGACGUCAACACCCCAACCUUCCUGACGAGGAGGUGGUACUUCUGGCCAUGAAGGAUAUGAAUCUGGCCAAACUAACUUCAGAUGAUUUGCCACUCUUUAACGGAAUCACUGGAGAUUUGUUCCCCGGUGUUGUUUUGUUCCCCAUCGACUAUAGUGUCAUGAUCACAGCUAUCAAACAAGAGAUGCAGGAACAAUCUCUCCAGGUUACUACAUUUACAUUGAACAAAGUGAUACAGCUGUAUGAAACCAAGACAUCUCGUCACUCUGUGAUGAUCGUAGGUAGGACCGGAGCAGCCAAGAGUGCUACAUGGAAGGUACUGCAGGGCACCAUGGGUAAACUCAAGGCUCAGGGAGUGCCUGGCUAUGAGGCUGUCUCGGAGUAUCCAAUAAAUCCAAAAGCUCUUUCUCUAGGAGAACUUUAUGGUGAAUACAACUUGGCUACAAGUGAAUGGUCAGAUGGUGUUAUAUCUGCUAUCAUGAGGAAAACUUGUGCAGACGAGAGCAGUGAUGAGAAGUGGAUACUGUUUGAUGGACCGGUAGACGCAGUGUGGAUUGAGAACAUGAACAGUGUAAUGGACGACAACAAAGUGCUCACACUGAUCAACAGUGAGCGCAUCACCAUGCCCGAACAGGUGUCUUUGUUGUUUGAAGUAGAAGAUCUCGCUGUUGCUUCUCCGGCCACAGUCUCCCGUUGUGGAAUGAUCUUUAACGACUACAAGGACUUUGGCUGGGAGCCUUAUGUCUCAUCUUGGCUGAACUCUUGCGCAAAUAAAGUCUAUGUAACUACUAUGAGGAAGCACUUUGACAUGUACGUGCAGCCGAUGUUGGACUUUGUAAGGGUGCAUUGUGACCAAGUAGUGCCGAUACCCGAGCUGAGUGCCGUAGCAUCCCUGUGUAAACUGCUGUCUGUUCUCACCACGGAACAGAAUGGCUUUGUGAAAGAACCUACGGACAUACCCGCUUAUGAGUUUUACUCCAAACUGUGGUUCUUAUUUUGUAUGAUCUGGUCCCUGUGUGCUGGAGUGAAUGAAGCUGGUCGCAGAAAGGUGGACACAUACAUACGUGAGUUGGAGGGAGUGUUCCCGCUGAAGGACACUGUGUACGAGUACUACGUAGAUGUCAGAUCUCAGUCAUUCGUCAGCUGGGAGACAGAUCUUCCUGCCAACUGGAAAUACAAUCCUGAGUUACCGUUUUUCAAGAUCCUAGUGCCGACACUGGACUCUGUGAGGUACGAGUAUUUGACGUCCAAGUUGUUGACUGCCGGACACCCCGUGAUGCUCACAGGCAUCGUAGGCACAGGCAAGACAUCCACUGCUCAGUCUGUACUGGCCAAGCUGGACUGUGACAGAUACUCACUGCUGUCAAUCAACAUGUCUGCCCAGACGACUUCAGUCAAUGUACAAGAUUUUAUUGAAAGUCGAGUUGAGAAAAGAACAAAAGGAGUUUACGUCCCUUUUGGAGGCAAGACUAUGAUCACUUACAUGGAUGAUUUCAACAUGCCAGCUAAAGAAACUUACGGAUCUCAACCUCCUUUAGAGCUCAUACGACAGUGGAUAGAUUACGGCUUUUGGUACGACCGUCAGAAACAAAUUCAGAAAUUCAUUAAGGGCAUGUUGCUGCUAGGGUCCAUGGGCCCCCCAGGUGGUGGUAGAAACCAGAUCACCAACCGGUUGUUGAGCCGCUUCUGUACAGUCAACCUCACAUUCCCUGCCGAGUCACAGAUUGUUCGCAUCUACGGCACAAUGCUCAGUCAACAUCUUCAGUUUUUUGAUGAGCUCGUCAAACCCGCAGGUGAUGAGCUAACCCUGAUGACUAUUGAUCUUUACAACAACGUAGUACACAAGAUGCUGCCAACCCCUGCCAAGAUGCACUAUCUGUUCAACCUCCGAGACAUCUCAAAGAUUUUCCAAGGACUGUUACGUAGUAACAAAGAGAACAUCAACACCAAAGUAUCAUUUUUCCGUCUCUGGAUUCAUGAGUGUUUCAGAGUCUUCAGCGAUCGAUUGAUUGAUGAAAGAGAUCGAGAUUGGUUCAAAAAUGAAAUAAAUAAUCAGCUUGGCAAACAUUUUGAUACAACGUUUAGCAACAUAUGUCCGUCUAAGUCCUCCCCUGUAUUUUGUGACUUCAUGAACCAGUACGGUUUGUAUGAGGACGUUCCGGAUAUGAACGUACUCCGGACAUUUAUUGAGAAGCAGAUGAAGGAGUACAACGCCUCGCCCGGAGUGGUCCGGCUAGAUCUGGUGCUGUUCAGGGAUGCCGUGGAACACAUCUGUCGCAUUGUCCGAGUCAUAUCACAACCCAGGGGCAACGUACUGCUGGUCGGAAUGGGAGGAAGUGGUAGACAGUCGCUGGCUCGCCUGGCUGCUUGGUUGGCUCAGUUAACCACCUACCAGGUGGAGAUCACCAAGAACUAUCGCACAGCUGAGUUCAAGGAGGAUCUGAAGAGUUUGUAUCACGCCACUGGAGUCAGAGACGCUCCUACAUCGUUUCUCUUCAAUGACACCCAGAUUGCGGAAGAAAGUUUCUUGGAAAUCAUCAACAACGUUUUGAGUAGUGGAGAAAUUGCUAACUUGUUUAAAAAUGAAGAGUUUGAUGAGAUACGUAAUACACUAAACGAUAUUGCCAAGAAGCAAGGUAUUGUGCCGACAGCUGAAUCCAUUUACAGCUUUUUUAUUGAAAGAGUCAGAUCCAAUCUACACAUUGUACUCUGUAUGAGUCCAAUUGGAGAUGCUUUCAGGGUGCGACUGCGCCAGUACCCGGCCCUGAUCAACUACAUGACUAUAGACUGGUUUGUGGAGUGGCCCAAAGAAGCAUUGCUGGAGGUGGCCUCCAAGUUUCUGUUGGAUGUAGACAUGCUUGCCACCAUCACUGGAGAGCCCAGGGAAUAUGAUGAAAAGCAAUAUGUUGGUACUACAAAGCAGGAAGUCCAGCAACUGUCAGUCGCCCUGAUUUUCUCCACCAUCCAUGACUCGGUGACCAAGUUCUCGCAGACAAUGUUGAUGGAGAUGAAACGUCACAACUAUGUCACUCCCACAAACUACCUGGAGCUGGUCACGGGCUACAAGCAAAUACUAGCUGAUAAACGUGUUGAAGUGGCAAAUGCUGCUAAUAAGUUAAGAAAUGGCCUCUUCAAAAUCGACGAAACAAAAGUUAAAGUGCAAGAAAUGUCUGUUGAGCUAGAAAAAGCUACAGUGCAAGUGAACAAGAUGAACGCAGAAUGUGAAGAGUUUCUAACGAAGAUAACAGCACAGAAGAAGGAGGCGGAUGAGCAGCAGAAGUCGGUGGCGGCCACGACUGUGUUGAUACGUGAGGAGGAAGCAGAGUGCCUCAAGAUCAAGGACAGUGCUGAGGCUGACCUGCAGGAGGCGAUGCCUGCGUUACAGGAGGCCAUGGAGGCACUGGAGGCCCUGAACAAGAAGGACAUUACAGAGGUCCGCUCGUACGGACGACCUCCAUCCAAGGUAGAGUUAGUGAUGGAGGCUGUGAUGAUACUGAAGCAGGUGGAACCUACCUGGGCAGAGGCCAAGAGACAGCUGGGUGAUGUCAACUUUCUCAACCAGCUGAGAGACUUUGACAAAGACCACAUCUCAGAGAAGACACUGAAGAAGAUUGCAGCUUACACUACUCAUGAGGACUUCAAGCCUGAGAUAGUGGGUGUGGUGUCUACUGCGGCAAAGUCCCUGUGCCAGUGGGUGCUGGCCAUCGAGAAAUAUGCCAAGGUCUACAAGGUAGUUGCUCCCAAGAAGGCAAGGCUAGAUGAGGCAAUGGCUUCUCUGAAAGCCAAGCAGAAUGCUUUAGCCUCAGCUCAGGCCAAAGUGGCCGAACUACAGGCCAUUCUAGACAAGCUGAAGGCUGACUUCGACGAGAAACUACUCGUCAAGGAGGAACUCCGGGAAAAGGCUGAGCUCCUGGCUUUAAAAUUAGAAAGAGCUGGCCAGUUGGUGGGAGGGCUGUCUGGGGAAAGGACGAGAUGGGAGGAGACUGUGGCUAGACUAGACCAACAGUUUGAUUAUCUGCCGGGCGAUUGUCUGCUAGGUACUGCCUACAUCUCAUACAUGGGGCCGUUUGUGUCUUUGUAUCGCGAACAGCUGCUCAAAGUGUGGUCAGACGCGGUGGCAGAAACAGAAGUGCCUGUGUCUCCUGGGUUCAAUGUGGUGGAGUUUCUGUCAGACCCGACGACGAUACGAGAGUGGAACAUCCAAGGACUACCGACCGACUCGUUCAGCACGGAGAACGGAAUCAUCAUCAGUCGAGGCUCUCGUUGGCCGUUAAUCAUUGACCCUCAAUGUCAGGCAUGGAAGUGGAUACGUAACAUGGAGGGACCUAAUAACCUACAAUUGGUGGACUUUGGUACGACCGGGUACAUGAAGGUAGUGGAAAUGGCUCUACAGGGAGGUUGGCCAGUGUUGUUGCAGAAUGUUAUGGAAGUUUUGGACCCAUCAGUAAUGCCUAUACUGAACAAAGCUAUAGUCCAACAAGCGGGAGAGUGGUUUAUAAAGCUGGCUGAUCGUACUGUCCCGUACAAUCGCAACUUUCGCUUUUUCAUCACGACCAAACUCAACAAUCCCCACUAUCCACCGGAGAUCUCCACGAAAACCACACUGGUCAACUUUGCUAUCAAAGAGGAAGGUCUGGAGGCUCAACUGCUGGGAAUCGUUGUGAGAAAAGAGAAACCUCAGCUUGAGGAACAAAAAGACUCUCUUGUCCUCAACAUUGCAGAAGGAAAAAGAACUUUGAUCAACCUAGAGGAUGAGUUACUCAGGUUGCUGAGUGAGAGCAAGGGCUCUCUGCUGGACAACAUUGAACUUCUGACAACAUUACAGACAUCACAGGCAACAUCGGCCGCCAUCAAGGAGCAGCUAGAGACAUCUGUUGUCACUGAAGUAGAAAUCGAUUCUGCCAGGGAGGGCUAUAGACCUUGUGCCAAGAGGGCUUCUAUCCUAUUCUUUGUGUUGACUGAUAUGGCCAGGAUUGAUCCAAUGUAUCAGUUUUCUCUUGAUUCCUACAUCAACAUCUUCCUCAUGUCCAUUGACAAAAGCAAGAAGACGGAAGUGCUGGAAGAUAGAAUUAUCAAUCUCAAUGAAUACCACACCUAUGCCGUCUAUAGGAACACCUGCCGAGGCUUGUUUGAGAACCACAAGUUGCUGUUUUCAUUCCACAUGUGUAUCAGGAUACUGGACGCCGACGGUAAGAUCAACCUUCAGGAGUAUCUGUUCAUGCUCAAAGGAGGUGUUGUGCUCAACAGGGACGAACAGCCCGACAACCCUUGCCCUGGUUGGCUACCAGAUGCAGCUUGGGACAAUAUAACAGAGUUAGACAAGCUGGGAGGUUUUCACGGAGUUUGUGACUCGUUGGAACAGUUUCCUCGCGACUGGCGAGAGUGGUAUUUAGCUGAGGAGCCAGAGACUCUACCUCUUAUUGGUGAGUGGCAAGACAUCUGUAACGAGUUCCAGCGUAUGUUGUUUGUGAGGUGUUUACGCGAGGAUCGUCUGUCGUUCUGCAUAUCAUCUUUCAUCACGAGCUACUUGGGGCCCAAGUUCACAGAGCCGCCGGUGCUGGACGUCAAGACAGUGUUGGACGACUCGUCCGCUCGUGUGCCGCUCAUCUUUGUGUUGUCACCAGGCGUCGACCCGACCGGGGCACUCAUCAGUCUGGCCGAGGCAAACAGCAUGAGCGACAGGUUCUUCUCCCUCUCUCUGGGACAGGGACAGGCACCAGUGGCCACCAAAUUGAUAGAGAAAGGUAUGGAGGAUGGAGACUGGAUAUUCCUGGCUAACUGUCAUUUAUCUCUGUCGUGGAUGCCGUCCCUGGACAAGAUUGUGGAGAAUUUGCAGUCUGGAGAGCCUCAUAAAGACUUUAGGUUAUGGUUGAGUUCCAGCCCUCAUCCAGAUUUUCCAAUUUCCAUUUUACAAACAUCCAUUAAAAUGACAACAGAACCACCUAAGGGUAUCAGAGCCAACAUGAAGCGGUUGUACAAUCUGAUCACUGAGCCACAGUUUGCUGUCUGUCAAAACCAAGUCAAGUACAAACGGUUGCUUUUCUCACUCUGUUUCUUCCACUCUGUCCUUCUGGAACGCAAAAAGUUCCAACAGCUUGGGUGGAACGUCAUUUACAGUUUCAAUGACUCAGACUUUGAUGUAUCGGAGAAUCUGCUGACUGUAUACUUGGACGAGUACCCAGAAACACCUUGGGACGCUCUCAAGUAUUUGAUAGCAGGAGUCAACUAUGGAGGUCACGUGACAGAUGAUUGGGACCGUCGUCUGCUCACCACUUACAUCAACCAGUACUUCAACGAAGGAGUGCUCACGACCCCGUUCUAUCGGUUGUCCAGUCUGCCCAAGUACUAUGUGCCGCGUGAGGGAAGUCUUCAGUCGUACAAGGACUACAUAGUGACACUGCCUGGGGUGGACCAGCCACAAGUGUUUGGUCAACAUCCCAACGCAGACAUCACGUCACUUAUCACGGAGACACGUCAGUUGUGUCUGACGUUACUGUCACUGCAGGUACAGGCUGCGGGGGCCCAGGAGGCAGACAAGGAGAACAGCGUCAUGACAUUAGCUACUGAAGUGCUGACCAGAAUACCAGAGCCGAUAGACUACGAAACCACAGAGAAGCUCAUCGGAACCAAGAAAACCCCCUUGGAUGUUGUUUUAUUACAAGAGAUCUGCAGAUACAACAGUCUGUUGGUGACUAUGAGAGACAGUCUGGAGGAACUACAGAAGGGUAUCCAGGGUCUAGUGGUGAUGUCUUCUACACUGGAGGAGAUCUUCAACUGUAUGUUUGAGGGAAGAGUGCCUUCCGCUUGGCUCAAAGCUUAUCCCUCACUAAAGCCUCUAGGCUCUUGGACCCUGGAUCUUGCGAUGAGAGUAGAACACUUUGCCACAUGGGCGGCUACAACUCAUCCACCUUUGUUGUUUUGGUUAGCCGCAUACACAUUCCCUACAGGCUUUCUAACAGCAGUACUCCAGACUUCUGCGAGACAGCUCGGCAUCUCAAUAGAUCUACUUGGCUGGGACUUCACACCACAGGCUUUGUCUGAGAGAGAGAUACAACUGGCUCCUACUGAAGGGGUCUAUGUACGGGGUAUGUUCCUGGAGAGCGCUGGUUGGGAUCAGAAGAAGUUGUGUCUGUGUGAUCCUUCGCCUCUGCAGCUCGUAUCUCCCAUGCCUGUCGUACUGUUCAAGCCUUGUGAAGUCAACAAGAAAAAGUCUAAAGGACUGUACACAUGUCCGGUAUAUUACUAUCCACUGCGGGCCGGGACUCAAGGCAGAGAAGCGUUUGUUGUCGCAGUUGACCUCAAGAGUGGAGCUGAUGAUGCGGAUCACUGGAUCAAGCGAGGCACAGCCUUGCUGCUCAGCCUGACCAGCUGAUGGUUCAAACUUUUGUUUUGUGUUGUGUUUAUUUAUUGUAACUUUUUUAUUUCUUAAGAACAAUAAAGUGUAAUUUUUCCC